AUGUUCACGUCUGUUUGCGAUGUGUUCACGCUUGGUUCACGUCUUGUUUGUGCCGUUCACGAUCUCGCGGGCCGGAUCGGACAAGGCUUCUUUUGGCGAUGCAGUCAACGUUUGCACAUCGCUCCCGCAGCGACCUUGCCGAAGGAUGUUGCGCUGAGGGUUCUCAAUGCCAAAAGCCCUGUGCCUUCGCUCAACAACCCCAUCUUCAACAUCGACAUCAACUUUUCAGAUCUGCACGACAGCGUCAACCUGCCAUAUCACUACACCCGUGGUAUUGCGCUUGUCGCCUUGAAACGCUGGCCUGAAGCCAAAGAAACACCUCGUACCACGCCUUCAUCAAUGCUUACCCACAAAGCACCGAAUUGCUUCAUGAGAUAUACGUUGCAGAUGGAGGUUUCGAAGAAGUCGGCUGAUAUUAUGGGCAAGACAUCACCUCUUCCGAAACACACCCACCCCCUGCUUAUCUGUUUGCUCAAGAGCUUGUAUCACGCCUUCAUCAACGCCUACCCACAAAGCACCGAAUUGCUUCACCGAAGACCCAGGCACGUACUGCCCUGCAGCGUUGCAGUUCAUUCAGCUGUCGCCCGUGCACCUCGCUGGGUGUUGAAGAAGCUGACAACCACCUAUGUCACCCUUAACCUCGCGGAUGUUGGCAAAGCGAUCAAGAUCAGUUUAGAGGAUGGGUCCCGGCAGCGUGAUUGUAUCAAACGACAUCAGUACCCAAAUCUCCGCAGAUGGGACUGUAACCUCCCCAAACCUGCCACCGCAGUUCAUGAGGGAAGAAAUCGACGUCCAGGAGCAGACAGCGUUGCUUGGGCAGGAGACUGGGGAGUGUUCCAUUGCGAUGGUCUAUUUCUGAGUCCGUAA
Messenger RNA from Laccaria bicolor S238N-H82, 867 nucleotides. RefSeq lists its product as uncharacterized. The record is from RefSeq and is a predicted model, not a curated record. NCBI's taxonomy places the organism in Eukaryota, Fungi, Basidiomycota, Agaricomycetes, Agaricales, Hydnangiaceae. The transcript has 7 exons. The coding region runs from base 1 to 867 and encodes 288 amino acids.